Xiphias gladius (swordfish) is the source of this 1196-nucleotide messenger RNA. RefSeq lists its product as uncharacterized. The transcript is spliced from 4 exons. The coding region runs from base 276 to 965 and encodes 229 amino acids. The record is from RefSeq and is a predicted model, not a curated record. NCBI's taxonomy places the organism in Eukaryota, Metazoa, Chordata, Actinopteri, Istiophoriformes, Xiphiidae.
AAAUUCCUCAGCCUCGGGACAGAGCAGGUUUGUUCUUAAAACAUGAUGUUUAGGUGUAAAUCGGAAUUCGGACCAAACCGUGUCAACGCACAGACUCUGGGGGGACAAAAUAAUUGCUCCUGCCUCUGCUGUUGCCGGGCCAGUAAAUAGUGAUUCAGAUCGCAUGUAACAGGCUGCGGGCUACGAGUCAUUUUUUCCGACGACUUCAGGCACCAGAGGAGCGUCGCAGCACUCACAGACCGCCUCGUCGCUGGGGUUUCUCUGCAAGUCUAGAAAUGCUCCACGGGGCAGUGAGCAGGGCUGUGCUCUGCCUGUCCUGCUGCCUGCUGUUGGGGGUCUGCUCCCCAGCAGAGGGUACAGGACCAGCAGGUCCUCCUCCCACAUUUCCCCGUGAACAAGAGUCAGGGGAAGCAGACCUUGAGGACUGGGAGUGGGGGUCUGGAUCAUCUCUUCUGCAGCUGCUCCACAGCUUCCCCGCUGACAGCCCCUUCGUCACAGAGACCCCAGGAAAACCGGUUAACUGCAGCCAGCGCUUCUGGUUACCUCCGUCCUCUGCAGUCUGCUGGGAAAACAUAGCCGGACCUGAGGAGUUUGCCAAGUCCCGUCUGCUUGUUCUGCAGAACAGGGCUGCCCUGCAGGCUGUGUCCACCUCCAGCGGGGUGGAUGAGGGAGGGAUCUCCUAUGACCACCAGGCCAGAGAGGAGGUCCAAGGGAUCCGUUCAGACCACCUGAGUGUGGCAGAAACUAUGCAGACCAUGGAGAAGGUGUUUGUCUCACUGGCGGAGAAGAGGAAAGAGGGGAAGGAGCAGGGGGUUUUCACUAGCAUGAGGGAGCAUCUCGCCAACGCAAGAGAAACCAUCGACGGCAGAGAGCACAUGGUUAACCACCUGGAGGAGCAGUUUUCUACUUUAGAGAAAACUAUGCUCAACAUGCAGCUUCGAAUCAACAAACUCUUCCAACAGUGACAAUGUCAUGGACCCACUGCCUCUUUUGCUUCCCUUACUUGAACUGUAUUUAUAUAAUCAUGUAUAGUACAACAAUGCAUGCAUGUUCAGGAUUAUGUAAGUCGGUAGUAUGACGGAAAAACACACUUGAUAUGCACGUUAUUAUGACAUUAACAUACCUACAAAAGUAAAACAUGUAACCUGGAAUUUGUAGAUUAAUAAACCUCACAUUAUCAGGGGAGUUUUGAUGAA